This is a messenger RNA of Ornithorhynchus anatinus (platypus), 3470 nucleotides long. It is a transcript of the gene OXTR, whose product is annotated as oxytocin receptor. Gene Ontology annotation, molecular function: peptide binding; oxytocin receptor activity; vasopressin receptor activity. The record is from RefSeq and is a predicted model, not a curated record. Bases 931 to 2109 code for a protein of 392 amino acids. Gene Ontology annotation, biological process: G protein-coupled receptor signaling pathway; regulation of systemic arterial blood pressure by vasopressin; female pregnancy. NCBI's taxonomy places the organism in Eukaryota, Metazoa, Chordata, Mammalia, Monotremata, Ornithorhynchidae. The transcript has 2 exons. Gene Ontology annotation, cellular component: membrane.
CUUGCAAAGUACAAUUCGGCAACAGAUAGAGACAAUCCCUGCCCCACAACGGGCUCAUAGUCUUUAAAGGGGAUGGAACGGCAACUCGAUUCAGGAAAAAAAAACUUCAGGAGAGCUGAGAGUUUCCAGAGGAGAGGGAGAGGAAGGUAAGGCGGGCUUGCAUGCUUUAGAGAGGGAGGUUGUCUGUGGGCAUUAGCGGCCGAGGGAUAGGGCGCUGGUCUGGACCCAGUUCCCACCCGCUGGCUCUUUCUCAGGGGCGAUUUUCUAGUGACCCAGAGAGUGGCCCGGGGUGCCAAGAGAGUCCCCGCGGAGAGGGGCGCUUUGGCUGAUAAAGAGCGGCGAAGGGCUGGGAACCUGCUAGCGGGGAGAAGCCAGGGGGAGGGAGACGGGGUCCGAUGGGUCGGCGCUGGCCGGGCUGCUGCACGGCGCCCCCACGCCAACCCCUCUCCGCCCUGCCGGAACGGUUGCCCCUCCCCGUUCUCGCCCAGGACUUUGAAGAUCCUGCGGACCCACCUUGAGUGGGGUCCGAGGGCGGAGCCGGCCCGCUCCCCCUCCCUCCCCGCAGCUCCGCUCCCGCACCAUCUCCGGGACGGGGGCGCCAGCGGGGCCCUCCCUUGACUCUCUCUCGCCCACAGGGGGCGAGCCGGCCCCCUGGCCUGCACCGUCCCGCCUAUAAAGGGCGGGUAGAGUCCCGGCGCCAGCCAGUGGCGGGGGAAAGGCAGCCAGAGGAGAGGGCGACUCCGGAGUCACUCCGCAUCGGGACGGAGCGAGGGUCCGCGGGUCCGCGAGCGGCAUGCUCCUCGGCCGAGGGUAGAGGAGGAAGGGAGGGGGAGAAGAAGAAGAAGGACGAAGAGGAGGAAGAGAAGUAGAAGAAGAAGAGGAGGAGGAGAAGGAAGAAGAGGAGGAGGAGGAGAAGGAAGAGGAGUAGGCAUGGGCGAACCACUGGACGUGUGGGCUACCAACGGCAGCGCCUUCCCGGGCAACGGGAGCCUGGACCCCGGGCCGGUGGGCGGGAACAGCUCGGCUGACCCCCUGAAGCGCAACGAGGCCAUGGCCAAGGUGGAGGUGACGGUUCUGUGCCUCAUCCUCUUCCUGGCGCUGACGGGCAACCUGUGCGUGCUGCUGGCCCUGCACACCACCCGCCACAAGCAUUCGCGCAUGUUCUUCUUCAUGAAGCACCUGAGUAUCGCCGACCUGGUGGUGGCCGUGUUCCAGGUGCUGCCGCAGCUCCUGUGGGACAUCACCUUCAGGUUCUACGGGCCCGACUUCCUCUGCCGCCUGGUCAAGUACUUGCAGGUGGUGGGCAUGUUCGCCUCCACUUACCUGCUGCUGCUCAUGUCCCUGGACCGCUGCCUCGCCAUCUGCCAGCCCCUGCGCUCCCUGCGCCGCCGCGCCGACCGGGCGUCGGUGCUGGGCACCUGGCUGCUCUGCCUGGUGGUGAGCGUGCCCCAGAUCCACAUCUUCUCCCUGCGGGACGUGGGCAACGGCGUCUACGACUGCUGGGCCGUGUUCAUCCAGCCCUGGGGGCCCAAGGCAUACAUCACCUGGAUCACCUUGGCCGUCUACAUCAUCCCCGUGCUGGUGCUCAGCGGCUGCUACGGGCUCAUCAGCUUCAAGAUCUGGCAGAACCUGCGGCUCAAGACGGCGCAGGAGCCCCCGGGCGGGCUGGCCUCCCCCGACGGCGCCGACGCCGGCAGCCGGGCCGUCUUGGCCCGGGUCAGCAGCGUCAAGCUCAUCUCCAAGGCCAAGAUCCGCACGGUCAAGAUGACCUUCAUCAUCGUCCUGGCCUUCAUCGUCUGCUGGACUCCCUUCUUCUUUGUGCAGAUGUGGUCCGUCUGGGACAAGGACGCCCCCAAAGAAGCGUCUCCGUUUAUCAUUGCCAUGCUUCUAGCGAGCCUAAACAGCUGCUGUAAUCCCUGGAUCUACAUGUUGUUUACGGGCCACCUCUUUCACGAUCUCGUGCAACGGUUUCUUUGCUGCUCCACGAACUAUCUCAAGACCAAACAAGCGGGUGACACAAGCGUCAGUAAAAAGAGCAACUCCUCCUCUUUCGUCCUGAGCCGGAAAAGCUCAAGUCAGAAAAGUUUUACUCAGCCAUCCGCAGAGUGAGGAAGUUACCAAGGCUCACUGGACUAUACUUCUGCUCUGGUGUCACUUGGCUUAAUUCUGUAUUUGUAUAAAGUUGAUGGUCCCUAGCAUAGUUUUAUAUCUGUGUGGAAGAGGUGUAUUCCUAGCUACCCCAGGUAAGCCUAGAAAAAGUAGUUGAGAGCUUGCUUAAAAAUGGAGAGCUUGGCUCAGUUUCAGUUAUAGCAGCUGGUGGGAUGGAGGCCUGUGUUUGAAAAAUGUGCUUUGAAAAAUCAUUCCCAACACAACCUUUUUUUUUUCCCUUUUAUAACUUACUACUUGACACUCGUGGUGAUGUUUUUCUAAGCAGUUUUAGUGUAGGAAGUAUUGUUUGAGUUCAAUAGGAGAAACUCUGUACAGAAAGAUGAAGGAAAUAUCAUAAAAGCAUGCUUUAUUCAUCAGUUAUCAAUAUUGUAUGUAAAUUUGUUGGUAAAUUCGAUACAUUUAUGGACUUUAUGCAGUUCUGUUACUCUCACAGAUUUACUGGUGGUUCAGAGUUUAAACAAGCGAGUAGUGUGGUUUAUGGAUAGAGAUGAAGCACUCCCCUUAUCAGUGUACAGCUCUCUGUACACUGUCCAGGAGGUUCAUUUGCUGGGUGUGACCGACUGUCCUGACCAAAAAUUACAAUCCAGGAUUGUGCCCUAGACUGAAGAGCUUCCCUGGUGAAGAUUUGGGAGGGACAAGGAAAUGGUGAAUAAUGUAAAUUCACAGCAUGAGGAUCAUAAACUACACUAGGGCAAUUCUCCUCAUCAGUGGUAUUUGUUGAGGACUUAUAAUACUGUACUAAUAAUGAGGGCUGGAAACUCAGAAUGUAUUAGCAAGAGUGAAUCAGAAAUCUCCUCUGUGGAGAUUUUGAAAAGUGGGGCAAACAGUCCUGGCUUGAGGAAGGGGGGCAUACUAUCCACUGGAUUGUAUGUUCCUUGAGGGCAGAGAUCGAGUCUACUGAUUCAGUUGUAAUCUCCCAAGUGCUUAGUACAAUGUCUGCCUCAGCAGGGGCUCAAUAAAUACUAUUGAAUGAUUGAAGGGGGCUAGACCAAGGAAGAUAGACCAUGACACCUUGGGGUUCCUUCCAAAGAUGUGAUUCUCUGAGUUGGAGCAGAACAUGUCCUUUGUUUUCCUCUUUCAUUCCAUUUUCUUCCCUAUGAUGUGUUUUUUAAUUAUUUUGGGGUUUCACAUUAAAUGACCCAUGAGAUCAUUUGUGAUUCCCCCAAAAUACUUCAGUCUCUGUUUUUCUGUUCAGCAAGUGUCAGUAAUUAUUUUGCUCCGACAACUGUUGUGCUUGUGGUUUGUAUCCUGGAAAGUGUGUAAAUAUACAGCAAAAUAAAACAUAUACUUUUGUUUGGAAA